Messenger RNA from Salvia splendens (bonfire salvia), 318 nucleotides. Its product is annotated as protein RALF-like 24. The transcript has a single exon. Gene Ontology annotation, cellular component: plasmodesma. Gene Ontology annotation, biological process: calcium-mediated signaling. The record is from RefSeq and is a predicted model, not a curated record. Bases 1 to 318 code for a protein of 105 amino acids. NCBI's taxonomy places the organism in Eukaryota, Viridiplantae, Streptophyta, Magnoliopsida, Lamiales, Lamiaceae.
AUGCCCAAACCUCAGCUGUGCGCCCUUCUCUUCCUGCAUUUCCUAAUCUGCGGAGGGGUCUCACUUUCCGAUCUAAAUUCCGGCGAAUUAGCUGGGAAUAUCAGCGAUUGCGCGGCCGAGGAGGAGCUGGUGGAUUCGGAGAGCGAUCGGAGGGCGCUGCUGAUGCGGCGGAGAUACAUCAGCUACGACACGCUGAGAAGAGACUUGGUGCCGUGCGAUCGCCCCGGAGCUUCGUAUUACAACUGCAAGGCCGCCGGCGUCGCCAAUUCCUAUAGCAGAGGUUGCGAGAUGAUCACGAGAUGCGCCAGGGGAGACUGA